Alternaria arborescens is the source of this 1314-nucleotide messenger RNA. RefSeq lists its product as hypothetical. Gene Ontology annotation, cellular component: Rpd3L complex; cytosol. Gene Ontology annotation, biological process: negative regulation of silent mating-type cassette heterochromatin formation; negative regulation of rDNA heterochromatin formation. Lineage: Eukaryota; Fungi; Ascomycota; Dothideomycetes; Pleosporales; Pleosporaceae. The record is from RefSeq and is a predicted model, not a curated record. The transcript has 3 exons. The coding region runs from base 1 to 1314 and encodes 437 amino acids.
AUGGCGGGCCAACAGCAGCAGAUACUGGAUACCAUCUUCAGCAUGAAGAGAAAGAUGCUGAAAAAAGACGAUUCUGACACAGAAGAUUCCGAGACGCCUUUCAGUAGCAACAAGCAGGAUUUGAGGCGCAAAGUCCAUUAUGCGCGCGCUAGCGACCCAGACUUUCUAUCUGAUCCGCGACCCUACAAGAAGCGCAUUGAGCAUGCCGGCUACCACAGGUCUAUCUUGCAGCGCAACCCUCCGCGAUACGAUCCGGACGGCGAUAUUGUCGAAGUCGACGACGAAUACGAGGACGAGGAGGACGUGGAGCCUGUCGAAGAGAAUCCAUAUGGUAACAUACAGCUGGAGAGUCUUCUUGCGCCGCUCACCUCUGCCGCCGACCUACCCAACCAUCCUGCCCUGAGCGUGGCAUACUCCUCUCGACACCUCACGGAACUCGCGAACGAAGCCGGCGCUCUCUCGCGAAAAGAGCACGUCACCAACGCGCGGGCAAAGACUUUGUUUGUAAAGCUUCAGGGCGACUCUACAUUUGCGCCAGAUGCUCUAUCGGCUAUGGGCAGAGCGCCCUUCCAAGAGUCGUGGAUCGAUGGCGCAAACGGACACGCGGAAGAAGAAGAGCAGCAACAGCAAACUCAUGAUGCUGAGAUGCAGGAUACCUCGGAAAGUCCCCAUGACGUAGACAUGGAGGAUGCAGGUCAGCCAAAUGGCACUAGCCGAGAGACCGAGACCAACGGCGAGAAGGUCAAUGGCGCACAUCCUGUAACAAACGGAACCCACAUUGGGGACGCAGAGCAAGCGCAAGAGAACGGAGAAGGAACACCCGACGAUGCGUCUGAUACCGCGUCGCAACAGACGGCGCAUCGGAUGACGACUCGAAGACGAGCUCAGGCGGCAGCCUCCACCCCUUCCCCACCUCAUUCCCCCUUGAGCGGUGUUGGUGCAAUACAUCCUCACUUUAUACACCCCUCAGACUCACUGCCGGAUCGCGACUUUGGUCUCCCACCCAGCGAGGCCGAGGAAACGCGCAUGCUUCUCAUGGCUUAUGUACAAAAGCAGGAGGAGGUUGCACGCAUAACCUCAGAUCUGUAUCAAGGUCUAUUGCAAGCCGACCGCAUGCGGCAAGAUGUUUAUAAAUGGUCCAAAGCGGAAGCACAUGUAGGAGAAAUGAGCGAUGGCGAGGACUGGUAUGACAAUGAAGAGUGGGGUCUCGAACAGGAUCUUGCCAAGGGCCGGGACGAAGAGGAAGAUGAUACAGCUGUGGCUGGCAAGAAGAGUACAAGACAACGGCGGAAGCCUGACAAGGAUGACCGGUAG